Penaeus vannamei (Pacific white shrimp) is the source of this 2436-nucleotide messenger RNA. The record is from RefSeq and is a predicted model, not a curated record. NCBI's taxonomy places the organism in Eukaryota, Metazoa, Arthropoda, Malacostraca, Decapoda, Penaeidae.
AUGGUGGGAAUCGAGGGCGUCGCGGCGGUGCGAGGGCCGUAUUGUGCUGCGUCUAGGUGGCCGAUGCGAGCUUCCAAGUAUCCCGAAAGCUGCAAGGGCCUAAUCGUCCCGACGGGCGCCGCUGCAAGGCCUCGUCCCCAAGGCCGCGCUGCAAGGCUCGUCCCCGAAGGGCGCCGCUGCAAGGGCCCUCGCCCGAAGGCCGCCGCUGCGAGGGCCUCGUCCCGCGAGGAAAGGGCUCUCCAUCGAGCAAAAAGGGCCUCGUCCCGCCGGCAAGGGCUCGUCCCGAAGGGCGCGCUGCAGGGCCUCGUCCCCCGAAGGAGCGCGCGGAGGGCUCGUCCCCGACGGGCGUGCUGGAGGCUCGUCGACGGGCGGCGCUGCGAGGGCUCGUCCCCGAAGGGCGACGAGGGGCUCGUGUGCCCCCGAGGGCGCCGCUGCGAGGGCUUCGCCCCGAAGGGCGCCGCUCGAGGGCUCGUCCCCCGAAGGGCGCCGGCUGCGAGGGCUCGCCCGAAGGACGCCGCUGGCAAGGGCCGCCGGGCGCUGCAGGGCUCGUGCCGAAGGGCCUGCCGCUGCGGGGGCCCCGAAGGCGCCGUGCGAGGGCUCGUGCGAUGCGGGCGCUCGUUCUGCAAGCGGCUCGUCGCCCCGAAGGCCGCCGCUGCAAGGGCCUCGUCCCCCGAAGGACGCCGCUGCAAGGGCCUCGUCCCCCGAAGGGCGCCGGCUGAGGGUCGUCCCCGAAGGACGCCGCUGCGAGGGCCUCGUCCCCCGACGGGCGCCCGCUGCGAGGGCCUUCGUCCCCGAAGGGACGGGCGCUGCGAGGCCUCGUCCCCGAGGGCGCCGCUGCAAGGGGCCUCGCCCGCUGCAAGGGCUCGGUCCCCGAAGGCGCCGCUGCAAGGGCCUCGUCCCCGAAGGGCGCCCGAAGCCUCGUCCCCGCGCGCUGCAAAGGGCCGUCGUCCCCCGAAGGGCGCCGCUGCAAGGGCCUCGUCCCCCGAAGGCCGCCGCUGCGAGGGCCUCGUUCCCGAAGGACGCCGCUGCUUCGUCCCCCGAUGGGCGCCGCUGCAAGGGCCUCGUCCCCCGAAGGCCGCCGCUGCAAGGGCCUCGUCCCCCGAAGGGCGCCGCUGCAAGGGCCUCGUCCCCCGAAGGGCGCCGCUGCGAGGGCCUCGUCCCCGACGGGCGCCGCUGCGAGGGCCUCGUCCCCCGACGGGCGCCGCUGCAAGGGCCUCGUCCCCCGAAGGGCGCCGCUGCAAGGGCCUCGUCCCCCGAAGGACGCCGCUGCAAGGGCCUCGUCCCCCGAAGGGCGCCGCUGCAAGGGCCUCGUCCCCCGAAGGGCGCCGCUGCAAGGGCCUCGUGGGCGCCGCUGCGAGGGCCUCGUCCCCGAAGGGCCGCUGCGAGGGCCUCGUCCCCGAAGGGCGCCGCUGCGCGUCCCCGACGGGCGCCGCCUGCAAGGGCCUCGUCCCCCGACGGGCGCCGCUGCAAGGGCCUCGUCCCCGAAGGCCGCCGCUGCAAGGGCCUCGCCCGAGGCGCGCGGGGCCUCGUCCCCCGAAGGACGCCUGCCUCGUCCCCCGACGGGCGCCGCUGCGAGGGCCUCGUCCCCGAGGGCGCCGCUGCGAGGGCCUCGUCCCCCGAAGGGCGCCGCUGCGAGGGCCUCGUCCCCCGACGGGCGCCGCUGCGAGGGCCUCGUCCCCGGGCGCCGCCGAGGGCCUCGCGAAGGGCGCGCUCGUCCCCGAAAGGGACUCGUCCCCGAAGGGCGCCGCCGAGGGCCUCGUCCCGACGGGCGCGCUGCCGAAGGGCGCCGCUGGAGGGCCUCGUCCCCCGACGGGCGCCGCUGCGAGGGCCUCGCCCCGACGGGCGCCGCUGCAAGGGCCUCGUCCCCCGCGGACGCCGCUGCAAGGGCCUCGUCCACCCGACGGGCGCCGCUGCAAGGGCUCGUCCGAGAGGGCCUCGUCCCCCGACGGGCGCCGCUGCGAGGGCCUCGUCCCCCGAAGGGCGCCGCUGCGAGGGCUCGUCCCCGACGGGCGCCCGCUGCGAGGGCCCUCCCCGAAGGGCGCCGCUGCGAGGGACUCGUCCCCGAAGGGCGCCGCUGCAAGGGCCUCGUCCCCGACGGGCGCCGUUGCAAGGGCCUCGUCCCCCGAAAAGGGCCUCGUGCAACGGGCGCCGCUGCAAUCCCCCGACGGACGCCGCUGGCGCCUCGUCCAGACGGGCGCCGCUGCAAGGGCCUCGUCCCCCGAGGGCGCCGCUGCGCCUCGUCCGAAGCUCGUCCCCUUGAAGGCGCGUCCGGAACAGACCUGUAAAUCAGCCGCACAAAUGAAGCGAUGGGAGUCCGCCCCACACCUUGAGCUUCGUGACUCCGGCCCAGACGACCAUUCAGAAUCGCAGCCAUUACUCAGACCCCACUAUAGGAAACAGCCUCAAAUGCAGCAACUGCAAGCGUCAAUGCUGUAA